UUUCUUUCUUAUUAUUGGUUUCUAUCAAUUCUUCCAAGAUUUGUAUGACCAUCAGCUCAAUUCCGAGGGACUUUCCUAGGUUGUAUUGGUUCUUGUACUUGUACUUUCCAUUCUUCCUUUGGUGAUCAAUUCAAACUUUCACACUCUUUCAUUGAAAUAAUCAACUCGCUGAAGUGAAGAGUGAGGAUAUAUAUUAAUUGAUUCUUCCUGCAUCUGCCAAUUCUACUUAUCCACUUGGAUUGUCAAAGCUUUCUACAAUCUACCGGAGGCGACGUAUCUCGGCGCAAAUCAAAACAGAUACGACAGUGAGAUAAUUAAGGACAACGACAAAUAUAUGUGGAGAGGGUUGAAUAUCUACGAGCUUCGCAGCUCGUUCUAUUCAUUUCGUAGGUAAUUCACGAAGUUAUGGCCUCAUCAUAUUCUCUGCCAGCUUCAGCAAUUACGAAUAGUCAUCACGGACAUGGACACGGACACGGACAUUCACAUUCAAGUCGAUCAUCACAAUACUCCGCGAAUAGAUCAAGACCGUUGAAUCAAUCGACCUCGAGUCUGCAUGAUCAUUCUCACAAUCACUCCGAAACUCUCCAUGAAAAUGAACACGAAAACGAUCAUGGUCACUCCCACUCUCAUUCGCAUGGCCACACACACAGUCACAGCCAUGAACACUCCACAUCAUAUCUACCGUCACCCUUAUAUGGUGAAGCAAGCCCUAUGUCUGCCAAUUACGAAAAGGGAGCAUCAUAUGGGACUUAUGAACCCCCGGUGAGUGAUGUACAUGUUACACCUCACGAACAUCAUGAUCAUGACCACGACCAUACACACGGUACAACGACAGAGAUGAAAUCGCGAUUUACAAGCUUGAUACUACCAUACGCGCAAAAGUGGCCGCUUCUACAUACAAUUCUAGCGAGUAAAGAUUCAAGAAGGAUAUUUUAUUUUAUGAGGUUGGCAUUCUUCUAGAUUUUAUAGAAGGAUUAUACUAAUUUUACCAGUCUCAAUUUUGCCUUCAUGAUAGUCCAAGCAUUUUAUGGGUUCGUCACCGAUUCUCUCGGCCUUUUGAGCGAUAGUAUACAUAUGUUUUUCGAUUGUUUAGCGCUUGGAGUGGGAUUGUUUGCUGCAGUUGCAAGUAAAUGGCCACCUAGUCAGAGGUUUCCAUAUGGAUUUGGAAAGAUUGAAAGUUUGUCGGGAUUUGGAAACGGUGUAUUUCUUAUGUAGGUAAACCUUUUUUAGACGGCUGACAGUGACUAACAGCUUUGCAGACUUAUUAGCAUUGAAAUUAUGAUAGAAGCGACUGAACGAUUAGCAGAAGGACGAGAAACGAAACGAUUGAUGGAACUUUUUGUUGUCAGUUCCUUAGGAUUGGCAGUCAAUUUGGUAGGCAUGGCUUGUUUUGGUCAUCAUCAUCAUGGACAUGACCAUGGCGAUCAUGACCACGGACAUGACCACGGAAAUGAUCAAGGACAUUCUCACGGGCAUUCCCAUUCCCAUUCUCACGACUCUCAUUCCCAUGAUGGACCUUGUGAACACGAUCACAAAAAACAACCCUCGAUUCUCCACGAUGAUCAUUCACAUUCACAUUCACAUGGAGGUCAUUCGCAUGACAAUGAAAAUAUGAGAGGUAUCUUUCUUCAUGUACUCGCAGAUACAAUGGGCAGUGCUGCAGUCAUUGUCUCUACAAUUUUGAUACAUUUUGUCGGAUGGUCUGGUUGGGAUCCUCUCGCAUCUUGUCUCAUUGCGGUUCUUAUCUUCCUUUCUUCAAUUCCUCUGGUCAAAAGUAGUGCCAAGAAACUACUCCUGACCAUUCCUGAUGAUACAGAAUACAACCUCCGAAAUACAUUAACUGGCGUGAGUGAUUUGCGUGGAGUUCAAGCUUACACCGUUCCAAAGUUCUGGCUAGGCGAUAAGAACCAAAUGGUAUUAGGAGUUAUGCAUGUAGUUGCAACUAGAGGAUCAGAUCUUGAAGAUGUUUUGACGAGAACAAGAGCAUUUCUUUUGAGUAAAGGGGUAGAUGUUGUGGUUCAGGUUGAGAAAGAUGGAGAUGUAAGCUGUUGGUGUGGAGGAGCUGGCAAUAGUAGUCGCUCGAAUACAAAUUCGAGAUUUUCAUAGUCGCACGAGCUUUAUGGAUAGGAAUUCUUUGAUGGGAGAUAUAUUAUGGGGUAUGGGAUUAAACAGGAUAUACAUGUAUAAAUGGAUAUCUUUGUAGACGGGCGGAGCACGCUCAGGGCAUUUAGAAAUAUGAGUUAGAUUAGUAGACAAUGAUACCAUGUAUGUCAUCUCCCUAGUGGGUCUUUUUG
This is a messenger RNA of Sclerotinia trifoliorum, 2294 nucleotides long. The record is from the annotation of a GenBank genome assembly. Lineage: Eukaryota; Fungi; Ascomycota; Leotiomycetes; Helotiales; Sclerotiniaceae.